AUGGUGCACAUCGGAUCAUCCGCGCCGACCGAAACGGUCCAGAUCAACUCGGAUGCCACCCGCCGCAUGUCCAUCGCCGACGCCGACGCCGCCGGGCUCGCCCGUGAGGCGGCCAACGCGACUGAGGCUGAGCUCAACAUGGGCCUCAUGCAAUCGCUCAAGCUCUACCCCAAGGCCGUCAUGUGGUCACUCUUCUUCAGCACCGCCGUCGUCAUGGAGGGUUUCGACAAGACCCUCAUCGGCAACCUCUACGCCUACGAUGUUUUCCAGCGAAAGUUUGGUGAAGUCCAGCCCGACGGCAGCUAUCAGUUGACGGCGGCGUGGCAGGCUGGUCUCAGCAACGGCGCACUCGUCGGUGAGAUCACGGGUCUGUUCCUAAAUGGUAUCAUUGCCGAGAGGUUCGGAUACCGCAAGACCAUGAUUGGUGGCCUCAUUGGUGUCACGGCUUUCAUCUUCAUCAUCUUCUUCUCCGAGACCCUUGUCCAGCUCCUGAUCGGAGAGAUUCUCAUCGGUAUUCCAUGGGGUAUCUUCCAGACCCUGACCGUUACCUACGCCUCCGAAGUCUGCCCCACACAUUUGCGCGCCUAUCUUACUACCUACGUCAACCUUUGCUGGGUCAUGGGUCAACUCAUCGCCAGCGGUGUCCUUCGAGGCGUUAUCACCCGUACCGAUGAGUGGGGAUACAAGAUUCCCUUUGCACUUCAGUGGAUGUGGCCCGUCCCCCUCAUAAUCGGCAUCUUCUUCGCCCCUGAAUCACCAUGGUGGCUCAUCCGCAAAGAGCGCCUCGACGACGCCAAGAAGUCUCUCAUUCGCCUCACCAGCCGCAACCAACAGCAAAACUUCAACCCCGAUGAGACCAUCUCCAUGAUGGUCCACACCAACGAGCUCGAGAAGGCCGCGCAGAGCGGAACAAGCUACAUUGACUGCUUCAAGGGAAGCGAUCUCCGCCGUACCGAGAUUGUGUGCUUCACAUGGGCCAUCCAGACUCUUUGCGGCUCGACAUUCAUGGGAUACUCGACAUACUUCUACCAGCAAGCCGGCAUGGCCAAGGAGAACGCAUUCACCAUGUCCCUAGCUCAAUAUGCUCUCGGCGCUCUCGGCACAGUCUUCUCGUGGUUCCUGAUGCAGCACUUUGGCCGACGCACCCUGUAUCUCUCAGGCCAAGGCAUCAUGUGCGCCAUCCUGGCAUGCAUCGGCUUCGCCUCCUUGGCCGGAAAGUCCAACGUCGCCGCACAGUGGGCCAUCGGCAGCUUGCUCCUCGUCUACACCUUCAUGUACGACUGCACCGUCGGCCCCGUCUGCUACUCCCUCGUCUCUGAACUGAGCUCGACCCGUCUGAGGACCAAGACUGUAGUGCUCGCACGUAACCUCUACAACAUUACCGGCAUCACAACCAACAUCCUUACCCCGUUGAUGCUCAACCCUUCUGCGUGGAACUGGGGCGCCAAGAGUGGUUUCUUCUGGGCGGUCAGCUGCGCCAUCUGCUUCGUUUGGACUUGGUUCCGUCUGCCUGAGCCCAGAGGUCGCACGUAUGGCGAGCUUGAGAUUCUCUUUGACCAGCGCGUUCCGGCACGCAAGUUCAGAAAGACGGAAAUUGCUGGGCUUACCCACGGAGCUCAUUCCACUGACAGAAUUUCCGAGAAGGAGGCGGACGUCAGCCAGAUUGAGAAGACUGCCUCGGCAUAG
This is a messenger RNA of Colletotrichum godetiae, 1686 nucleotides long. RefSeq names its product alpha glucoside transporter. The transcript has 2 exons. The record is from RefSeq and is a predicted model, not a curated record. Gene Ontology annotation, biological process: carbohydrate transport; transmembrane transport. NCBI's taxonomy places the organism in Eukaryota, Fungi, Ascomycota, Sordariomycetes, Glomerellales, Glomerellaceae. Gene Ontology annotation, molecular function: carbohydrate:proton symporter activity. The coding region runs from base 1 to 1686 and encodes 561 amino acids. Gene Ontology annotation, cellular component: membrane.